AUGAGAUUUUUUAGUUUUGUACAAUCAAAAAAUAGAAAAGAAUGUACUUUAACAUUAAAUGGUGAUACUCACUUAUAUUUUGUGUUGAAAUUUUAUGAUAGAAGUAUCAUUAAUUUAUUUUUUUCAAAUUACAUUGAAAAUGCUUGGUUGAAAAUGACAGCAGAAAAAGAUGAGUCAAAGUCUUAUAAAUGUGACAGAUGUUACAAAUGUUUUGCUUCUGAUUUGAGGUUGCAGAAACACAAGCUUGUGCAUGGAUCUGAUGAAAUAAAACCAUAUCAGUGUGAAACAUGUUUGAAACGUUUUUUAAAUAAAUCUGCAUUGACUUGUCAUUCUAAAACACAUGAUGAUAAUAAGUCUGUCAAUUGUCCUAUUUGUAAAAACGAAUUUAAAAAUGUAUUGGAUUUAAAAAAACAUUUUAAAGUUCACUCAACAAAUGGUUCCUAUACCUGCCCGAAUUGCUACAAGAUUUUUAAUGAUUAUAUAUCUAUUCGAAAACAUUUGAGGACCUCUCACAGUGAAAAACGUCAUAUAUGUACAGAAUGUGGGAAAUUAUUUUUUACCCUAGAUAAACUUCGAAUACAUUCUUUGAGGCAUUCUGAUGUAAGAGAAUUUUUAUGUGCCAAUUGUGGAAAACAAUUUAAACGUAAAGAUAAAUUAAAGGAACACAUGAAACGUAUGCAUUCCGCCGAAAGAGAAUUAAAAACUGGAUCUUUGGCAUUGAGAAUCCUCAAUAAAAAAGAAAGAAAAUUUUCUUCCGAAAUGGUAUCAUCCGUGACGUUUGAACGAUUCAUGUUUAAAUGUAGAAAUUGUAUGGUGGGUUUUAAAAGAAGAGGGAUGCUUGUCAAUCAUUUGGCCAAAAGACAUCCCGAAAUCCUUCCAAAUACGGUACCUGAACUUAAUUUACCCAUAUUAAAAGCUACAAGAGAUUAUUUUUGUCAGUAUUGUGAAAAAAUUUACAAGAGCAGUUCAAAGAGAAAAGCUCAUAUAUUAAAAAAUCAUCCUGGAGCGGAAUUACCUAUGAGCAAUCGUCAAAAGGGUGGCGUUCCUGAAAUACCCGGCGUAUUAAAUUCAACUUUUUCACUUAUGGUUGGAAACGUGAAAACUGCCCCCCAAGAAUGCAAAUGGUGUUACAAACAAUAUGCUUCUAAAGCUAAAUUACUUCAACAUCAAAGAAAAAAACAUGUUUGUUUGUUAACAUAA
Molecule: messenger RNA, 1200 nt
Organism: Pediculus humanus corporis (human body louse)
Lineage: Eukaryota; Metazoa; Arthropoda; Insecta; Psocodea; Pediculidae
Exons: 12
Coding region: 1-1200 (399 amino acids)
Biological process (GO): regulation of transcription by RNA polymerase II
Cellular component (GO): chromosome
Molecular function (GO): chromatin insulator sequence binding
Source: RefSeq, a predicted model, not a curated record